This is a messenger RNA of Lethenteron reissneri (Far Eastern brook lamprey), 2241 nucleotides long. RefSeq lists its product as uncharacterized. NCBI's taxonomy places the organism in Eukaryota, Metazoa, Chordata, Hyperoartia, Petromyzontiformes, Petromyzontidae. The record is from RefSeq and is a predicted model, not a curated record. Gene Ontology annotation, biological process: nervous system development.
CCAACUUCAACCACUACUCACAGACUUACAGUCCAGCAGCACCACCACCACCACCACCACUAUUCACCCACUCCACCGACCACUGCACACACCACCAACACCAACCACUACUCAUAGACUUGCAGUCCAGCACCACCACCACAAACUCCAACCACUACACACAGACUUACAGUCCAGCACAACCACCACCAACCACAACACACAGACUUGCAGUCCAGCAGCAGCACCACCACCACCAACCACUACACACAGACUUGCAGUCCAGCACAACCACCACCACCAACCACUACACACAGACUUACAGUGAAGCACAACAACCGCCACGACCAAAUUCCACAACCACCGGAAUUCCUGCACGACGCUGCCCUGCGCAGCUACGCCGCGUAGCGGACACGCAGCGCCCGGCACCAACUUUAUACAACCAUCACAACACCGCCAGUCGCCCCACCUCCUACAACUUUAACUCAGCUCUACACCCCCCCAACCCCUACCCCUACAACUUGCGAGCGAGCUGCACUCGAGAGGAACAGACGGCUGUGAGGGCAUGGAUGACGGAGGAGGGCAGCAGUGGGAGGAUUUAAAGUCCCUGCUCCCGUCAGCUCCCGCGACGCCUGAUGCAUUAUCCUCACCGGGCCACGGUGGGGCGACCCACCAAACCAUCAACAUCUACCCCAACCCAACCUCGCGGCUACUGGACAGCGGCGACGCUGAGCUGCACCUCAGUCAAGUGGAGCAGCAGCAGCAGCAGAAGCAGCAGCAGCAGGAAUCAGCCGCCACCAUUGCUACACCACAAUGGAUGGAUUUGACGGACAGUUCCAACAUAGAGCCCAUGGCGAUGGCCUCUAAGGCUGGAUCUGCUGCUGGAGCUGCUGCUGCUGCUAGUUCUGGUGGUCGCGGUUGCAGUGUCCUCCUGUGCGACGGGCCCUCUCUGCUGCUGCACAAGCGGCUGCAAGAGGAGGCGCAGAGCCUGGCGCGUGACCGGGCGGGCACGCCGGACUUCCAGGCGUGCCGUGGGGGCGGCCCGCAUGGCCACAGCGCGCUGUGCGCCACGCACAGCCACGGACGCUGCUUCCGCCUGCACUGGUGCUGCCUGCUGGGGUGGUGCCACUGUAAAUACGUGUACCGAGCGUUCACCCCGCUAGAACGGCUGCCCAGCACAGCGGUGCCUGUCCGGCCGGGAGAUGCGACUCAGGGACGCCUCCUGCCCCUCGUCCGGUGGAGUACCGCCACUGCCCCUGCCGCUGCCCUUGCUGCUGCACCUCCUGCUGCCCCUCCUGAUGCUGUUGCGGCCGGCGAGGUGACGGAGCCCAGUUCAACCCCAACCCGGUGUCUUGGAGCUCGCGGAGACCUCGGGUACCCGUGGAGUGCGGUGAGACGCCCCAAGCCCGGCGAGCUGAUCCACAGCGUGGAAACGGUCGUGUGAGCCUCUCCAAAGCUGCCCCCCCGUAGACCCUUUACGGACUUUUGGUGGCAAGUGCUGCGAGCAACUAUGAAGGGCGGUACGGCACACGAGGGGGUGGGUGGGUGGGGAGCCGCUACGUCCGGCCGCCUUUGUCUCCUGAGUGGCGAUAUUUUUACGCACCGUACCAGGUAGUCAUUUGAGGCCGAGUCGACCUUGAGGACACCCAGGACCGAUUCAUAAUCGUCACUGUUGUUGGCCAUGAGCGGGAAUUGAACACGGGUCACCAGGUUCGUAGCACAUCGUGAUGAACGCUGCACUCCUACUCUAUACGAAUACACACUCACACUCCCUUGUUCUACAGUUGGGAACAUACUUCUUGGGAAUAGAUGCCCUUGGGUAGCCAGUAUUACUUUAUCCAGCACUACUGCUCAUGUUGCCUACCACGUAAGGCCGGAUUCAGGUUAUGAGGGGCAUACGACUAAUAGGAGGGAGGGUCUAAGUAUGUCUUUCCUAUUGCAAAAUGUGUUUUAAUGAAGUCACAGUUAUUUAUUUAUUUACCUAUGAACGCAUUUAUUCCACUCAAUGUAAAUUAAUCAAACAUAAAUCACUCACUACACUAUUUUCUUAAUUUGUUUUCAUCCUUAGCUUUAGCUUGUGGCAAAGUCAUGAAUGAUGUCAACGUGAAAUCUCGAUUUAAAGCUUUCGCGACUGCAGGGAUUCAUCUUCUUGGUUCUUUCGGUAAAGUCACGUAGAAGGGAAAUAAUAAAAUAAUACAAAUAAAACAUAAUAAAAUUUCGAUUUAAAGCUUUCGUGACUGCAGGGAUUCAUCUUCUUGGUUC